AUGCAGGUCGUCUUGAUCAAGAGCUUCGGCUCCCUUGCGAUUUUCUUCAUCAUUUAUGCCGUGAUGACUCCUAAUCCGACAGCAGCUCAAGUCGACUGGAGGACUUGUGGGGCGAACGGACUAACCACGCAAUGCGGACAGAUUAUAAGCAGCUACGUGAUUCUCAACGAAGGACCGCUGCCAAAUGACGAUUGUUGCAGGCAACUCCUGAAAGUCGGGAAGCCCUGCCACGAUGCAUACGUCCAGGCACAUAUUGAUAUCAACGAUUUCGAAUACACCAUACCCAUAGUGAUCCAGAGACGCGAUGAUGUUUGGGUGGAGUGUCUCGGUGUGGGUGAGCUAGUACCUGUUCUUCCGCCUGUUCAAGCUCCCGCCUAUCCCGGUCCAGCUGAAGCUCCCAAAAACUCUGGAAGAUAG
Punica granatum (pomegranate) is the source of this 417-nucleotide messenger RNA. NCBI's taxonomy places the organism in Eukaryota, Viridiplantae, Streptophyta, Magnoliopsida, Myrtales, Lythraceae. The record is from RefSeq and is a predicted model, not a curated record.